This is a messenger RNA of Scophthalmus maximus (turbot), 3657 nucleotides long. It is a transcript of the gene fkbp10a, whose product is annotated as FKBP prolyl isomerase 10a. The transcript has 10 exons. The coding region runs from base 103 to 1803 and encodes 566 amino acids. The record is from RefSeq and is a predicted model, not a curated record. Gene Ontology annotation, molecular function: peptidyl-prolyl cis-trans isomerase activity. NCBI's taxonomy places the organism in Eukaryota, Metazoa, Chordata, Actinopteri, Pleuronectiformes, Scophthalmidae.
CACGCUUGCCUCGCGCCGUCGCGGGGCUUGUCGCGGGACCGGGGCGCUCCUCUCUCCACUCCGGCCGCCUCGUGCCCCCUCGCUGCCGGUCCGAGCUUCCGGAUGGAUUCGCUGAGGAGAUCCGCGCUUUUGCUGCUCGUCCUCCGCGCGGCCGCCGUCAGCCGCAGCGGCGCCGAGCCGUUGCUGGACGUCGCCGUGGACCGGUUCGAUCUACCGCGACAUUGUCCCCGGGACGUGGAGACGGGGGACUUCGUCCGAUAUCACUUCAACGGCACUUUCUUCGCGGACGGACAGAAGUUUGACUCCAGUCAUGACCGAGGCAAAGCUUUCGUCAGCCAGGUCGGCCUGGGCAGCCUCAUCGCGGGGAUGGACCGCGGCCUCCGGGGCAUGUGCGUCAACGAGCGCAGGAGGAUCACGGUCCCCCCGCACUUGGCCUUCGGAAGCGUCGGAACAGGUGGCGUAAUCCCCGCUGACGCCGUGCUGGUCUAUGACGUUCUCCUGCUGGACAUAUGGAACACCGAGGACAAGGUCGAGAUCCGCACACUGUACAAACCCAAGAGCUGCAAACGCACCACCGCCGCGUCGGAUUUUGUCCGCUACCACUACAACGGCACCCUGCUGUCCGGCGUGGCCUUCGACUCCAGUUACUCGAGGAAUACGACCUAUGACACCUACCUGGGACAGGGCGACCUCAUCAAAGGGAUGGACGAGGGUCUCCUGGGCAUGUGUGUCGGCGAGAGACGGACCGUCUUCGUCCCGCCCUUCCUGGCGUACGGAGAGGAAGGCCAUGGAACUCUGGUGCCUCCGCAGGCCACGCUGGUGUUUGAGGUGCUGCUGAUCGACGUGUUCAACCCCAAAGACGAUCUGAUCGUGGUGGUGAAGGAGGCGCCCGAAGGCUGCGCGCGCAGGACGGCGACCGGCGACUACAUCCGCUACCACUACAACGGAACCUUCCAGGACGGCACGGCCUUCGACUCGAGCUACCAGCGGAACAGCACGUACAACACGUACGUCGGGAUGGGAUACGUGAUCCGAGGGAUGGACAAGGCACUGCAGGGGCUGUGCAUGGGCGAGAAGAGGAGGAUAACGGUCCCGCCUCACCUGGCGUAUGGUGAAGACGGCGUUGGAGAACUCAUUCCCGGCUCCGCUGUGCUGGUCUUUGACAUCCACGUCAUCGAUUUCCACAACCCCAAGGACCCGGUGGAGAUUAAAGUCACCCACAAGCCUCAGGACUGCAAAGUGACGAGCGAGGCCGACGACCUGAUUCAGUAUCGCUACAACUGCUCCCUGAUGGACGGCACCCUGCUGUACUCCUCGGAACAGUUCGACUCGCCCUCCACCACGACGCUGGGAGCGGACCAGGUGAUCCUCGGUCUGGAGAGGGGUUUAGGCGGCAUGUGCGCGGGGGAGAGGAGGGAGGUGGUCGUUCCUCCCCACUGGGGGCACGGUGAAGACGGAGCCGGAGGAGUCCCCGGGAGCGCCGUGCUCUUCUUUGAGCUGGAGUUGGUGCAGCUGCAGAAGGGAGUGCCCGAGGGCUACAUGUUCGUGUGGCUCGGAGACGGACCCGACCCCCUCUUUCCUGCCAUGGACCUCAAUGGGGACAAAGAGGUCCCUCUAGAGGAGUUUUCGUCCUUCAUCAUGAUCCAAGUUAAAGAGGGCAACGGGCGGCUCCGGCCGGGGGUGGACGCCGACAGCAUCAUCAGGGACAUGUUCAACAACCAGGACCGCAACGCAGACGGCAAGAUCGUGGAAGAUGAGCUGGAGCAGCAGGAGGACGAAGAAGUGAGACGAGAUGAGCUUUAAGGGGCGACGGAGAGUCGGGUCAGUGGCGGCGAGAGACGGGGCCCGCCUGCACUGGCUGAGGUCAUUCUGUCGUCUUAGCAACUUUGUCGGCGCCGCCAUUUUGAGAAUGUUUCAGAUGUUGAAACGCUUUGAUUUAAAGUUAGUUUGCCUUCGUAGAUCCCAUUAAAAUAUAUAAAUGAUACCUCACACCUACUGCAGUAGAACCAAGCUGACGGCACCAGAAAAUAUCUGUAUGAAAAAAUAUCUAUCUUUAUUUAUAUAUAUAUUGGUUGUGUGCAGGAAACAAGUGUUUGAAAAUGUGAAAAAUAUGAAUAACACUGAGGAAACACAAUUAAGGCCUAACUUAAAAACGACUUUAAAAACCUUUGGGCGGGGCCCAUGUUCCAGUAUGUACCAUUCUGUAUGAAUUUGCCAGAUGGUGACAAUGUUGUGCCUCACACUAACACAGACUUAUAUUUGUUUUUUUAAUUUCAAUGAUAGGACUAUUAAUGAUAUCACAUUCCACAAGGAUAUGGUAUAGCAAACAAGUGGUAAGAAGUAAUUAAUGGGGUUUCCUAGGGCAUGCUCCCUCUGAGAAAAGACAGAAGGAUAAAGCCACUAAAUAGAGAUAUCAAAAGAGAUGUUGAAUGUGUGUGUGUGACUAAAGAAAGGUAGAAUAACUAAAAAACAAACAUUAAAUGACUUAAGAGACGUUUAGCACCUAAAAAAGAAGUAAAAACUAAUAAAACAAGAUGUAAAAUAACUAAAACAUGACAUGAAAAAUGGCUGAAGUUAAGUUAAACCAACUUCCAAAGAAGGAAAGAAACAUAAAACUACAAAAUGGAGAUAUUAAAUGAAUAAGGGAAGAUGUUCAAUGAAUAAAAAGAAACAAAGCAAGUAAAAAGAGAUACACCCGUACUUUAAUGGCACGUAAAAUAACUAUAACGGGUGAAAACUACUAAAAGGAAAUGUAAAACUACCAUGAGUCAAUGUGUCGAGGGGCCAAAUAGCAGCUAUUUAUUAAUGAUAUUUCAUAUUGGAAUAUACAAAGUUGGUUAUGUGUUCCACUGAAUAAACAAUGUCACUGUUAAUAAAACUACGAAGUACUUGAACACUUUUUUGCUAAUUGAAGAAGUGUUAAAAAAAAAUUCGCCCUCAAAUCAUAUUUCUGGAGUAAACUGUCACAUGCUCAACAAAUGAAUCAGAAUCAUCCAUCAGUAUAUAAGGAUUACUCUUUUAAUUCCUUAGAUUAUCGUUGCACAAAGAUUUAAUAACUUUUAAAAACUCUUGCUCCACAUUGAAAACUAGACUGCAAUAAAUUUAUGUUCAGUGUAUUAAUAAGCCUUGAAUAUUGCAUUACAGAUAUGUUUCUUUGAAUCUUUUAUCUUUCUGGGAUGUUCAUCUAAAGCUCAGAUUUAAACCAUAUUAUGAAUGUUUGGUUUGGUUUAUGUGAUCCAGUUUAAUGAGGUGAAACCAAAGUUUCAACGUUAAUAAGAUUCAUCCUUCUCUUACUCUACCAGCUGCUCAGAGCGCAGGGAUGCUGCCGGUCAGUCAGGGUUGGAAAUGCUGAGAUAGUUUUUUUUUAGAACAACAUCAUUAAAUCAAGAGCAGCAGCGUAAUAUUUAAGAUUUUUGUGUUCAUUUUAAUGGCCAAAAUUUUAUUUGACAACACCAACAUGCUGUGUUGGGACGACACUCCGCCCGGACACUAGGUGUCCCCGUUAUCAUGAAAAGCCUCCUUCGUCCAGCAGUUCCCUCUCCCCAUGUGACCAGUGUUGUUUCCCGUUGUUGCAUUUUGUCCGAUGUCGAACCGUAAUGAUUCUAGGUCAAAUUUCUCUAUUUGUAAAUAAAUCACUCAUGUUUUUUUUGUGAGCUA